This is a messenger RNA of Cladocopium goreaui, 4643 nucleotides long. The record is from the annotation of a GenBank genome assembly. NCBI's taxonomy places the organism in Eukaryota, Dinophyceae, Suessiales, Symbiodiniaceae.
AUGGUGGUUCCACUACAUGGACAUACUCCUGGAGAAGCUCGACGGGCAUACCUACGAUGGGUCCGACUUUUUGGACCACCCGAGAGGUUGAUGACUGACUUGGGGCGAGAAUUCCAAGGAGCUUUUGAGAUCGGCGCAGAAAUGGAUGCAACCUACAUAGAACCGAGUGCAUUGGAGAUGCCUACCCAGAGGAGCAUCACAGAGCGGGCGGGCAAACAGUUCAAGGAGGUGCUGUCCAAAACUAUGAUGCAAUAUGCUUGCCAAAAUGAGGCAGAAUGGAUGGAGCUGAUCGACAUCACCAUGAUGACAUGCAACCGUUUAGCCAACAAGUCAGGCUACAGUCCCAUACAACGGGUCUUGGGAUACACACCGAGAGUUCCUGGAGGCCUCAUGACCGGCGGAGGCAAUGAUUGGGCCGCUCUUAGCGGAAUGAGUGGAGGUGAUGUACAAGUCCAGAGAGCCGCGGCAAUGAGACUGGCUGCAGCAAAAGCGUUCCAUGAAGCCGAUUGCAACCAAGCCCUGAGGAACUCAAUACACGCUGGACAUCGACCGGUCCGAGAAUUCGAGGUGGGUCAAAUGGUUUAUUUCUGGCGGAAAGGCAUGGACUUGAAACGCAAGGAUCGGCCAGAAUACUGGAGAGGACCCGCUAGGGUCGUAUUGACAUCACCUCCGAAUUCCAUCUGGGUCGUCUACAGAGGCUAUGUGGUAAAGGCUGCCCCGGAACAUCUACGCCACGCAUCGGAGGAAGAGAGGUUUUCACUUUCCCAAUGGAUUGAGGACAUUGCCCAGACCCGGGAUGAUAUCCAACGAGCUCCACGACGUGGCUUCAUCGACUUGACCAAGCUCGAGAUCCCUGAGGACAAGCCGGAGAUACCCUCCAUUGAGGCCGAGACCGAAGUCAUUCCAAAGACCCGACUCACCGGGAAGAUUAAACCCGAACAAGUGGUGCCUCGAGGAGUCCCAUCUGAUGAAUGGAGGUAUGACCCGGCCAGUCUACUUUUAAUCCGAGUUCAUCGACUUCCAAGAGUACAACUGUUCCAUCCUCGAGAAGCCCACAUGGAUUGUCCCGUUGACAUCACCCGGAUCCAAUUUCCACGACGCACAAUGAUGGUCACCCGAGAUACUGGAGAAGCAAAAGAAGUACAUGAUACUUGGAAUGUUGAAGAAAAGGGUAGGAUCAACUACCCCCAGUGGACUGGGACGACCACCUUUCAGCUGGAUCCAGAGGAACUUGAUACGGAGGAGCAGAACCCAGAGGAGCCACAGCCCAACGUCGCCGAGUUCGGAGUAAUUUUACCGCCGUUUUCCGAGAUGCAGAAUGACGAGGUCCUCGACCCCGAGCUGACCGACGACAAGGCCGACUCCCAGGUGAGAAGGAGCGAGACUGAAGAGCACGACGUGUCUGAAGAGCCGGAGGACGAGAACAUGGAUUCGAGAGGAACUACGAGAAGUGCGGAAGAGAUGGAAUCGAAUGAGGAGAAUGAGGAACCUUCUGCAAAAAGAUUGAAGGCUGAAUUCCUAGAGGUCCUCCACCAGACGAUUGAGAAGGCCAUGCAGAACAAGAUGAAAAAGGAGAUCAGCUUCAAGCAGCUUGGGACGGAGAUCAAGGAGAAGUUCAUGAAAGCUAUCCAAAAGGAGGUUCGUAACAACAUCGAGACCGGUGCCUACGAGGUCCUUGAUGCAGAAGAGUCCGAACAUGUUAGAAGAACGAAGGGGGACAAGAUAGUCAAAUCUAGAUAUGUCCUCACCGAAAAACCUAUCGAGCCUGAGGACGUGCCUGCCGCGAUCACAGAACAAAUUGAUAUCCUGGAUGAGCCCGAGAACCCAAAGAAGGCCAAGGCCCGACACGUGAUGAAGGGUUUCAGUGAAGAAAACUCUGAAUACCUCGAAGUAACGACACCACAGGUUUCAAGAGAUAGCGUGGUCUUUGUCCUUCAACUUCUCAGCAGUUUACGAUGGGUACCCGGCUACUUGGACUUCACCCAGGCCUUUCAUAGUGGAGAUCCGCUGGUACGAGAGAUAUAUGCUGAACUACCUCCUGAAGGACUUCCUGGAGUCAACAGCCGACAACUACUGAGGCUUCGAAAAUGCUGCUAUGGACUACUCGAUGGACCCUUCCAAUGGUUCUCACACUUGACCAGAGUGCUCACGGAGGACCUUGGCUACGAACAGAGUUCUACUGACCCGUGCGUGUUCAUGCUCUUUAACCAACAUCGGCAACUACAAGGAAUAGUGGCAGCGGCAACCGAUGACCUUCUACAUGGUGGAAACUCCGAGCACUGGAAACGAAUGGAGCAGCUGAACCAAAGGUACAAGCUUGGGAAGUUUUCCAAAGGAGAUGGACGCUUCGUGGGCAAACAAAUCACCGUGUCAUCGGACGGAAGCAUCCUGAUGAAUCAGCCCCUUUACACGAAGGCAAAGGUCAAACCAAUUCCAAUGACAAUGGACAGGAAGAAAAGAAAAUUCUCCCUUUGUACCGAAGCUGAAGUGACACAGCUUCGAGGAUUGCUUGGAGCUCUGGCCUGGCUCUCAAAAGAAACACGGCCUGAUCUGGCGGGACGUGUCGCCCUACUUCAGCAGUGUAUGCCUCACCCUCAUGUUCAAGAUAUGCUGGAGGCCAAUGCCGUGGCUCGUGAGGCUCUACUACAUGCUGAGCUCGGCAUCAGGGUCUACCCGAUACCACCAGAACAUCUUCGGGUUGGAACCGUAACAGAUGCCUCCUGGGGAAAUGUCCGAGGACCCUAUCAAGACCAACCAGAAGAACAGGAUUAUUGGGUUGAAGAGCCAAACAGCUGGGUUCGAAUACACCGAACCCCCAGGAGGAUACUCUUUCAUCCCGGCGGUGAUCCAGGCGGCCCUGACCUUUAUGAGAUCGGUGAUGAGAGAUGGACUAUCACAGAAGAAGGCAACAAACUGGAGGACAGCUGGAACAACAGAGACAGUCAACGACCUUUUGGAGACGGCCCCUGGACUGGAAAAACCGUGUUCCCAAAGCAGAAACUACCAGCUAAGGAGAGGAAGCAAAUAUGUGAGAAGUUUAUCCAGAAUCAAAAUCUGGGAAGCCAAGGAGGCUACAUCACCUUCUUCUACGAUGGCCGUAUGGAGACCGAGGAACAACCGUUUGCCAUCUCCAUAGUUACCUGGAAGAGUUACAAGGUGAGAAGAUGCACCGUGAAUACGCUCUCUGCAGAGUGCCAAGCUAUGAUACAAGGCAUCGGCUCUCUUCACCUACUUCGAGCCCUACUUACAGAAACGAGAGGAGUCAAGCUCGAGCGUGGUACGUGGGAACAGGAGAUUGGCCGGACUCCCUUCAUCGCCAUCACCGACAACAAGUCGCUCUAUGACACGGUGAACAAGUGUCGCAACACGGUCUAUCCUGAGUGGAUGCAGUCUCAAUCUCAGUACAGAGGGCGCAUCCGUUCCUUCAGCGAAGCCAAAGGUUUCGGCUUCAUCGACUGCCUGGAGACGAUGCAGCUGUUUGGCAGAGAUGUCUUCGUGCACAAGUUCCAACUGCACGAAUCAGGGGCGUGGGUUGGGCAAGACGUUCUCUUUGAGGUGGAGCUCAAUAAGACCGGUCACCCCCAGGCGCGAAAUAUGUCGUUGGCCAACCCCGCAGAAGGAAUGUGGGACUACAGUGCUUGGUACGAGAACAACAACAUGCAGUAUAGUGGCUACGACUACAACUCCAACACCAUGCCUCAGAGGAGCUCAUCUCCUCCGAGUCAGGCUCCGAGAGAUACAGAUCCUGCGGUCUCGAAGCAGAACAUUGAGGACAUGAUCCGACAAUGCAACUCCCCUGCGAGGAUGCAGGAAAUCAUCGAGCAGUACGGCCAGCACUUCAUGAAGCGGCACGUGGUGACGGCUCUGUACCAGUUGGGGCUUUGUCGGCAGCACGACAAGAAGCAGGGCAACCUGCAGGCCACAGAAUCGGGGUCGCUGACGCGCGCCUUGAUUGAUCGCUUAGUCCACAUCCCAGCUGAAGAACUCGCGGCCGAUGAGGCCGCCAACGUUCAGUGGGCUUUGGCUGCGCUGGAAGAGGUGAAAACGCAUCCGCGUGCGCACCAGUAUGCCUUCCAGUUGGGUCAGCAAGCGAAGAAGAGGUACAUGGAGUUCUCACCCUCACAGAUGGCCACCUUCGUCUCUGCCCUCUCCAGGCUGGUGCAACAGCCCAGCGAUGAUGAGCUUGUUUGUCAGAUCGUGACACAAUUUUCGGAGUAUUCCUCUGGAAAUGGCACUUUCCCCCGAUUUCCACCUGAGGAGCUAAAGACCUGGACGGCCUUCCUGCAAGAGGCCUCCCAGCCCCUACAGCAACGGCCGAACCCGAUGCAGCAGCAGGCUGCAAUGGGCAUGGGCGGAAUGCCACAGAACAUGGGACAGAUGCGACCGAACUUCCCGCAGGCUUGGGCCGAGCUUCAGUGCCUUACCCGUAGGGUUGGGCAUCCUGCACACCGUUGGCCGGGUGUGAGGGAUGUUCUUGAGCAACCCCUUUCGGCGGCGACUGUCAGACUCUCUCAGCUCUUGGUACUGCAAGGAGGGGAGGCCAUUUCGAUCGUUUUCCAUCCUUUUCAUUUCUUGUCCUUCUUUUUUGUUGAUGACACUCAGCAUGUCACACACAGCAUGUGUGAGCAAUUGUGAGCCUUUCC